UCAUCCCGGUCGCACAUAUCUGGUGACACCGCGAAACUUCUAAGGAUUAUAAUGCCUUGAAGCGGUUUGCCAUUCGGAAAUGUAAAGUGCGUCUUUUGUGUUCGAACUUAUGAUCGUGAUUAUUGCUCUCGGGAUCACUGGAAUGAGGAAUAUCUGUUUAAAUUACGAUAUGGGUAAAUAUUGGAUGAUGUCUUGGAAAUGUCGCUAUAGUGUAAUCUGCUGAUACUACCGCUGAAAUCGGUAACGCAUUACAUUCUGGAAGCGAAGACUUUGUCAACAUGGCGGUUGUAAUAAGUCGAAUAUACCUCCACACGGGCGCUGUGCUCGUGUUGGCUGGCAGUGCCUCAGGCAGGGUUGCCGGCAAAAUGGGCGGAUAUUCUAACAAAGUGGGAGGAAAGUCGACAAGUGGCAUCAAUGAAGAGAUAAUUUGGAUUAGUAUAAGUAUGGCGAUCGCGAUCGCUGUGUUAAUUGCAAUCGCCCUUUGUUACAUUCUUAAAGAAAAGUGCACUAAGCGACAGGCGUACAAGGAACAAUCAUGACGAUAUAAGGAGGAGUUCGCUCGACACGCUCUGGGCAACUCCUUUGAAGAUCACGAAUUCCCAGCGUACACGCUUUACCCUCAGUACUCACCAGAUGGCACUGAAUACUAUUAUAAUUUCCAUCGCUUCUCAUACCUUAAAAACACAACGAAUCUCCCUCCCAAAAAUUAUACCAAAAAUGAACGCGAAGAAAUUUAUAUAAACGCAUAGAUAAUAAAAACAUAGUCUUAAUUAUUAUUUUAAAGUAGCUAUGUGUUAGAUUGUAUAUAAAAUUAGACCAAUGGGAAAAAAGAAUUUAUGUAUAUUGUGUAAUCCUAAAACUCAGUAAAUAUUAGAGUAUUUAUUGUUUGAAUUGAAGAUAAAAACCGCAAAUUAUUAACUGUGAUAAAGAAAUGGAAAGCGGGGUCAAAGUUAUUUAACAUAACGUUCAUUUCUAUUUCUUAAUAUCGCUUCUGUUCUUUUUUUAGUUUCAGUAAAAUAACUUAUUGUAUUUAACGUUUGGAGAAUGCAUAAAGUAUAAAUUAAACAUAUUGGGUUUUGACUAUGAACUUAAAACUGAUGUAAAGGUAAAUGUAAAAAAACAGCGAUCAGCCCUGCGAUUCUGUAACUCACUUUUCGAACUCACA
Pieris napi is the source of this 1165-nucleotide messenger RNA. RefSeq lists its product as uncharacterized. Bases 279 to 539 code for a protein of 86 amino acids. The record is from RefSeq and is a predicted model, not a curated record. NCBI's taxonomy places the organism in Eukaryota, Metazoa, Arthropoda, Insecta, Lepidoptera, Pieridae. The transcript has 4 exons.